Messenger RNA from Pseudogymnoascus verrucosus, 825 nucleotides. RefSeq lists its product as uncharacterized. NCBI's taxonomy places the organism in Eukaryota, Fungi, Ascomycota, Leotiomycetes, Thelebolales, Thelebolaceae. Bases 109 to 825 code for a protein of 238 amino acids. The transcript is spliced from 2 exons. The record is from RefSeq and is a predicted model, not a curated record.
GCUUGUUUUGCUUCUCAUCCACUACAUCAAGCUCCAUCACUCACUGAAAACAAACAUUCUUCUCAAACCACCCUCUACAAACUGAAAAUCACAAAUACGUCUAAAGCCAUGAAUGCAGGCCCAUCAUGGGAUUUCCCACCCGAUCGCCGGCCUCCAUCUCCUCCACAUACGCCUUCUUUGUCCCCAGGAGCUCACGCAGCGGAGGCGGCGUUGGAAAGGGAGAGGGAGUGGCAGAAAGAGGAGCGCAAAAGAAGAAGAGAGGAGAAACAGAGGAUGAAAGACGAGGCGCCGAGUCUCAUGGAGAGGAUGUGGAAAUCAAUGUUUGGAAACACCACGCGCAAGUCUAAAAGGAAAGGGAAGCAGCCAGAGAAAGGCACGAGGAAACCGAAGAAAACGCCACAAAAAUGCAAGAGGGACGGUGGUGCAAACGAGAAAGAAAGCAAAAAGGCGAAAACAGCAAGUCCAAAGACCAAACCUGCAAGUCUAAAGAGCGCAGCAGCAAGUCUCAAAAGCAGAGCCGCCAGCCUCAAAAGCCGAGUUGAAAGCAUCAAAAGCCGAGUCGCGAGCAUCAAAAGCACCAUCCGCCAAAAACUCGACGAUGUCAAAGCCAAAAUCAGAAAGAAACCAGACGUCACUAGUGAUAACGACUCCCAAGACGACGCCGAUGUCGAUGAGCAUGAGAUGAGCGGCGGCCUCGACAGUGAAACCGAACGCGAGAAAAGAGCAGAGGAGACGGAGAAGAAGACAAGCCAGGCGAAUAAGGAGGCGCAAGCGACAGAACAGAAGGGCGAAGAGGAGAGGGACGAGCGAGAGCGAGUCAAGUGA